Messenger RNA from Serinus canaria (Common canary), 1885 nucleotides. RefSeq names its product synaptophysin like 2 (gene SYPL2). Gene Ontology annotation, cellular component: synaptic vesicle membrane; synaptic vesicle. NCBI's taxonomy places the organism in Eukaryota, Metazoa, Chordata, Aves, Passeriformes, Fringillidae. The transcript is spliced from 5 exons. Bases 34 to 1011 code for a protein of 325 amino acids. The record is from RefSeq and is a predicted model, not a curated record.
GCGGAGGCAGCACCGACCGCCCCCGGCCCGGCCAUGUCGGAGCCCGGCGCCCCCGCGGCCGGUGAUAAAGCGCCCCGGCUCCAGGACCGUGUCCUUCGUGGGCUGCGCUGGAGCCGCCUCCAGGAGCCGCUGGGUUUCAUCAAGGUGCUGGAAUGGCUCUUUGCCAUCUUUGCCUUCGGCUCCUGCGGCUCCUUCAGCGGCGAGACAGGAGCCACAGUGAGAUGUGACAGUGGAGGGAUGACAGCCAUCAGCAUCCAGUUCGGGUACCCCUUCAGGUUAUACCAGAUUCCCUUUGGGAUGCCCACUUGUGAGGAGGAAUCAGAAGCCCGCACCCUGUACCUCAUCGGUGAUUUCUCCGCUCCCGCCGAGUUUUUCGUGACCCUGGGGGUCUUCUCCUUCCUCUACUCCAUGGCUGCUCUGGUGCUCUACCUCCGCUUCCAUUCCCUCUACACGGAGAACACGAAACUCCCCUUCACAGAUUUCUGUGUCACCGUCUGCUUUGCCUUCUUCUGGCUGGUGGCGGCGGCGGCGUGGGGCAAGGGGCUGAGCGACGUGAAGGCGGCCACGCGCCCCUCCGCCCUCAUCGCUGCCAUGGCCGUCUGCCAGGGCGACGGGGUGGUCUGCAACGCUGGCACCACACCGGCCAUGGGGCUGGCCAACAUCUCGGUGGUGAGGGCAUGGGGCACACACACAUGGGCACAAACAUGGGCACAAACACGGGCACAGAGGAGCACACACACAGGGGUGCACACACACGGGCACACACAAGCAUACAUGGGCACACGGGGCACACACAUGGGCACACACAUGGGCACACACAAGCAUACAUGGGCACUGAGGACACACACGGGCACACACACGGGCACACACAUGGGCACACACGGGUGCACACAGGUGUACACUUACAUAUUCUGCCACACCUGUACCAGAUUCCUGAGCUCAGCCAGGAGAGGGCAGUGGCAAGGUGGGCACACAGAUGAAAAUAUGGGCACAGCAUGGAAAUGUGGGUGAAAACAUUCCACAGCCACCUGCCUUGGUCCCACGGGAUGUGGGAUCCACCCUGCAUCCCCCCCACUGGGAAAUUUGCACUGGGAAUGGGCACCCUGCACUGGGAACCUGGUACUGGGAAUGGGGCACCCUGCACUGGGAACCAGACACUGGGAAUGGGCACCCUGCACUGGGAAUGGGCACCCUGCACUGGGAACCAGACAUUGGGAAUGGGCACCCUGCACUGGGAUGCUGGCACUGGGAAUGGGCACCCUGCACUGGGAAUGGGGCACUCAGCCACCAGGGACUGCCAGGAUGGGGCGGGGAGUGGUGAUGCCGUCCCUGGCAGAGGUGUUUGGGGUGUGUGGGGUGGGUGAUGUGCAUGGGGACAUGGGGCAUAUGAGGUGCCUGAGGUAUAGGGGCUCAUGGGGGUAAGUGGGGUGCACGGGGUGCAUCUGGCAUGGGGGUUGCAUGGUGUACGUGGGGUGCAUGAGGCACAUGGGGCAUACAGGGUCCAUGGGGUGCACAGGUUACGUGGCACAUUGGGGCACAUGGGGUGCAUAAGGUGCCUGGAGUGCGUGGGUGGGGAGUAUUGGGUGUGUGGGGCACAGGACUUGGGAUACACAUGGGGCACAUGGGGUGCCUGGAGUGCAGUGGGGUGAGUGGGAUGUACGGGAAUUAUGGCAAGUAUGGGGUGCAUGGGGGUGUGGGGUGCACAGGGCACACGUGAUCCACAGGCUGCAUGCAGUGUAUGGAAUAUAUGAAAGGUUUGGGGUGUAUGGGGUACACAGGGCACACCCGAUGCACAGGGUUCAUGGGAUGUUUGGAGCUUAUGGGACGCACAGGGUGUGUGUGGGGUGCUGUGCUCCCCCAAGGCUGCCCUGUGGGAGCCUCUCCC